Molecule: messenger RNA, 1116 nt
Organism: Leptidea sinapis
Lineage: Eukaryota; Metazoa; Arthropoda; Insecta; Lepidoptera; Pieridae
Gene: ND-30
Product: NADH dehydrogenase [ubiquinone] iron-sulfur protein 3, mitochondrial
Exons: 1
Coding region: 112-903 (263 amino acids)
Molecular function (GO): NADH dehydrogenase (ubiquinone) activity
Source: RefSeq, a predicted model, not a curated record
CCAAAAAGUUUUCUGUGGUCUGGACUUAGCGAAUGGGUGAAACGUAAAUGUAAAAACAACUUUUGUUAUAUAUUUAUUGAAAUUACGUAAGAUUCAUAUAAAACUUGGAAAAUGUCUCUCCUUUUAAAACGCACCUUGUGUGCAGGUGUCAAUAUUACGCGUGCUGUUGCUAGAAGUAAUCCAAUUAUUCAGCACGUAGCAAACAUGAGUGAUAAAGUUGUUCCUCAGGAGGAAACCAGACCUACUGUUGCUAAAAUUGACAUGUUACAAAAAUCACAACUGAUUGACUUCGGUAAAUAUGUAGCGGAAUGCUUGCCUAAGUUCGUACAGAAAGUUCAAAUUACGUCAGGCAACGAGCUGGAAGUGCUGGUGGCCACAGAAGGCAUCAUCCCGGUGCUUCAGUUUUUGAAGGAUCACCACAGCGGCCAGUUCGCCAGCCUCGUGGAUAUCGCCGGCAUGGACGUACCCAGUCGCCCCAACCGGUUCGAGAUCAUCUACAAUCUGCUAUCGCUGCGCUACAACGCUCGUGUGCGAGUGAAGACGUACACGGACGAGCUGACGCCGAUAGACUCGGCUUGUGAAGUGUUCAAAGCUGCCAAUUGGUAUGAAAGAGAGAUUUGGGAUAUGUAUGGUGUUUUCUUUGCAAACCACCCAGAUUUGAGAAGAAUAUUGACAGAUUAUGGAUUUGAAGGUCAUCCUUUUAGAAAAGACUUUCCCCUGAGUGGGUAUGUGGAGCUGAGAUAUGAUGAUGAACAAAAGCGUGUAGUAGUGGAGCCACUGGAACUUGCUCAAGAGUUCAGAAGAUUUGAACUGAGUGCUCCCUGGGAACAGUUCCCCAACUUCCGAGGCAACCCAGUUGAAGAUGUUGUUAAUCCUUCUGACCCUCAAUUAAAGAAGGAAUAAAAAUUGAUGAAUUUUAAAUCAAAUGUGUAUGUAGAUUAAUAAAAAAUUACAAAUUUGAGUGAGUAAAUAAAUUAGUUUAAUCCAUUAUGAAGAAAGGAAUAAAUUAAAAAUAGAGACAUGACAGCAAGUGUUGAGCUAAGAGUGGGAAGUGGUUACCUGUGUACCCACAAGUAUAUAGCUGUAUAUGAUGGCAUAUUAUAAAUACUUAAUUUA